This is a messenger RNA of Tilletiopsis washingtonensis, 1416 nucleotides long. RefSeq names its product NADH:flavin oxidoreductase/NADH oxidase. The coding region runs from base 16 to 1344 and encodes 442 amino acids. Gene Ontology annotation, molecular function: oxidoreductase activity; FMN binding. NCBI's taxonomy places the organism in Eukaryota, Fungi, Basidiomycota, Exobasidiomycetes, Entylomatales. The transcript is spliced from 4 exons. The record is from RefSeq and is a predicted model, not a curated record.
CACACACACACAGCCAUGGUUACCGACUACAAGAUCCUCGGCGACGCCAUCGCCCUGCCCUUCAGCGGCCGCAGCGCGCCGUCGCGCUUCAUGAAGAGCGCCAUGACGGAGCGCCUCUCGUCGUGGGACCAGCACGACCCGACGAACCGCGGCAUCCCCUCCGACGAGCUCGUGCGCGUGUACGAGGAGUGGGGCAAGGGCGGCUGGGGCAUCGUCGUGUCCGGCAACCUCAUCGUCGACACGAUGAACCUCGAGGCGCCCGGCAACAUGAUCAUCCACCGCUCGCAGCAGAAGCAGGACGAGCUCGAGUCGCAGAUGCGCCGCCUCAUCGCCGGCAGCAAGGCCGGCGGCGCGCUCUUCGUCGCGCAGCUCAGCCACGGCGGCCGCCAGGUCACGUCGGCGAUCCAGCCGAACCCCGUGUCCGCAUCCGACGUCAAGCUCGAUGACCGCAUGGGCAUGAGCUUCGCCAAGCCGACGCCGCUGACCGAGGAGGGCAUCCGCGAGACGGUCGAGAACUUUGCCUACGCCGCGCAGAAGCUGCACGAGUGGGGCGCCGACGGCGUGCAGCUGCACGCUGCGCACGGUUACCUCCUGGCACAGUUCCUCGCGCCGAGCACCAACCAGCGCACUGACAAGUACGGCGGCUCGGUGGCGAACCGCGCGCGCAUCAUCUACGAGAUCUUCGACGCCAUCAAGAAGCGCGUCAACGACCCGAAGUUCGUGCUCGCCAUCAAGAUCAACUCGGUCGAGUUCCAAAAGGGCGGCUUCAGCACCGAGGAGAGCGCCGAGGUCUGCGCCGAGCUCGAGAAGAUCGGCGUCGACGUGCUCGAGCUGAGCGGCGGCACGUACGAGGAGCUGGCGUUCGGCCACCGCCGCGAGAGCACCAAGAAGCGCGAGGCCUUCUUCCUCGAGUUCAGCGACGUCAUCGUCAAGCAGCUGCAGAAGAGCACCGUGUGGACGACGGGCGGCUUCCGCACCGCCAAGGCCAUGGUGCAGGCCGUGCAGGACGGCGCGACGCAGGGCAUCGGCCUCGCACGCCCCGCCACGCAGGACUUUGACAUCCCGCGCAAGCUCUACACGGGCAAGCUUGACGCGGCGCCGCAGGGCCUCAUCCCCGAGGACGACUUUGGCAUGACGAACCUCAUCGCGGGCACGCAGAUCCGCCAGGUCGGCAAGGGCCUGCAGCCGUUCGACAAGAGCGACGAGUCGGCCGUCGGCGAGUUCAAGGCGACGGCGGGCAAGUUCAUGGAGGCCGGCGCCGCGGCCGCCAAGGACGGCGUCGUCAACGCCGGCUACCCGGACCACGCCGGCUCGCCGUAUGUCCCGAUCGACACGGCCCAGUAGAGCGCUCCUCGCGCACCCUAGACUUGCCCCACAUUGCUCUCUGUCUUAAUUUGCAUGCAUUGGUCCCCUACC